Phymastichus coffea is the source of this 903-nucleotide messenger RNA. It is a transcript of the gene Prx2, whose product is annotated as peroxiredoxin 1. The transcript has 4 exons. Lineage: Eukaryota; Metazoa; Arthropoda; Insecta; Hymenoptera; Eulophidae. The record is from RefSeq and is a predicted model, not a curated record. Gene Ontology annotation, molecular function: thioredoxin peroxidase activity. Gene Ontology annotation, cellular component: cytosol. Bases 149 to 736 code for a protein of 195 amino acids. Gene Ontology annotation, biological process: response to oxidative stress; hydrogen peroxide catabolic process; cellular response to stress.
UUUGCUUACAUACUGUUUCCAUUCCAUGAUAUCCAGUGGAUAUUGCCGGGCUCCAUCGCCUACUGUUCGUCACUUCAAGUGCUGCCGGUGUUCAGACAACACACGUUAUCCAUUUGCAAGACUUCUACAUUUGCGUAAAUAAGUCAAAAUGCCAGUUCCAGCUCUUCAAAAGCCAGCUCCACCUUUUAAGGGAACUGCUGUAGUCAACGGUAACUUCAAGGAUAUCUCUCUUUCUGACUAUAAGGGCAAAUAUGUCAUUCUCUUCUUCUACCCUCUUGACUUCACAUUUGUCUGUCCAACUGAGAUUAUUGCAUUUUCGGACCGCGCUGCAGAAUUUCAUGCGAUAGGAGCUCAAUUGAUUGCUGCUUCUACCGACUCUCACUUCAGUCAUCUUGCGUGGGUCAACACCCCGCGCAAGCAAGGAGGUUUGGGUGAAAUGAAAAUUCCUCUUCUUGCCGAUAAGAACGCCAAAAUUGCACGCGACUACGGUGUUUACGAUGAGGAUUCUGGCGUCCCCUUCCGCGGUUUGUUUAUUAUCGACAAACAGCAAAAUCUCCGUCAAAUCACAAUCAACGACCUUCCGGUUGGAAGAUCUGUUGACGAAACUUUGAGAUUGGUGCAAGCAUUCCAGUUUACUGAUGUACACGGUGAAGUGUGUCCUGCUAACUGGAAACCCGGCCAAAAAUCCAUGAAGCCCGAUCCAGUCGGAUCAAAGGAGUACUUCAAGGACUCUUAAAUGAAUGUAUCAACUAUUUAUAAACAUGUUUAAAAAAUGCAUUGAAAUCAUCACUUUUACCGUACUAUAUUGAAAAACAAAGUAUUUUUAAAGAUUUCUGUAGAUUAGGAAUCGAUUUUCUUUUGAUCUAAUUCAUUUUUAAUAAAAGAAUCUCUUUUUUAACCAAA